UAGACGCCAUUCCUCCUCCUCCACUGUCCGCUUCUUCGGCCCCUUCCGCCGCCAGUACCGCUAUUGCCACUACCGUGCCUCGUGCCGACCAUUAUUCCGCCCCCUCCCGUCUUCGUCGACUGGCGCCCGAAGUCGCCCUCAGCUCCCUCCCACUUUACCGAUGCCCUCCUCCUUGCCGUUCUCCGUCGUCAACUUUGCCUCGAUCGCCGGGGAUGGCUUCAGGGAGACGGAUCGGGUUGACCCGUCAACCCGAUGGGUCAGGUCCGCUGACGGAUCGGAUCAAAUUCCGAGCUAUUGCGCUGCUGUACCUGUACUCCGCAUGGCCAGAAACCAUAGGCACCUUACGUUGGAACAGGACAAAGACCGAUCAUAACGCCUGGCCUCUCCUUUGCCUCGCUUCAUCUCAAUAUGGAAGUAUACUUUUGUUUUAUUCGUGAAAUGCCUCUCCCGAUUUCGAUGUCCUUUCUGAUCCAUAUACUCUAAAAGAUAUUAUGAGAUGGUGGAUUCGUAACACCUCGAACAAAUCGCGAAUUCAGUGUGCGAAUAAAAGGAGGAGCUUGUAAGCCAUAAGAAAAGGAUAAAAUAUUCAUGGCCCAGAGGCAGAGACAGACUUGGAAUAGAGAGAGUUCUGAGGCGUCCGCUGAUCUCAAAGAUGACUUCUCCUCCCCUUCUCUCCCUUCUUGUGCAAUCCAGCAACCACAUUUUGCUCCCAGAUCUCCUGACGGAGGAGUUGAAAGUGGAAACAAAAACUUCCUUCAUUUGCUCCUUAGCCUUCGUCUAUUUUCUUACAGAGGAAUUGGUCAAAAUAACUCAGACUGUCCUCAAAUGGAGGAAGCAAUGGACACCAAAAAAAACUCUUAUCUUGCCAAUUCCUUCUCAUCACCAGAUGGUUCUUCUGCUCCCGAUUCUAAAGAGGAUAAUGGUAAUCAACAGCAUGGAGCAUUAGACAAGAAUGGCAAAAUUCCAUUUCUUACUAAUGAUCUGAACACUUCAACUCUAGACCAAAGAGGAUUUGUUGUAUCGGAGAAUAAACCAGUAAUUAAACUUGAGGGUGUAAAGGUCGAUUUACCCAAUGUUCAUAGAAUUUUGGCACCUUAUUCUUCCAAUGAAUCAAAUGAGCUUGGGACACCACAAAAUGGCGUAUCAGAGAAUUUAAAGAAAUAUGAUGCAAGCCGAGUACUUGUUGAUACUACAGCACCUUUUGAAUCUGUUAAAGAGGCUGCAACAAAGUUUGGAGGGAUUGCUGAUUGGAAAGCACAGAAGACCUUGAUCACAGAGAGGCGCAAGCAAGUCCAAUUUGAACUUAAGAAGGCACAAGAAGAAAUUCCGACGUGCAAAGAACAGCAUGAAGCUGCUGAAGCUGUUAAAGGACAAGUGUUGAAGGAGCUAGACUAUACAAAGAGACUGGUAGAGGAGCUUAAACUGAGCCUGGAGAAAGCAGAAACGCAGGAAGCACAAGCAAAGCAGGACUCCGAACUUGCUGAUCUAAGAUUGAAAGAAAUAGAGAAAGGAAUUACUAAUAAUUCAAGUGUUGUAGCCAAGACACGACUAGAGGUCGCCAAAGAAAGGCAUGCAAGUGCAGUUGCUGAGUUGAUAUCAGUAAAGCAAGAGCUGGAGUCAAUGCAAAGAAGGUAUGUUUUAUUAGUUCAUGAAAAGGACAUUGCAAUAAGGACAGCUAAAGAAUCUGUUUCUGCAUCAAAGAAGUUAGAGAAGACUGUUGAGGACCUAACACUCGAGCUCAUCACAACCAAGGAAUUGCUUGAAUCUGCUCAUUCCGCACAUCUUGAAGCCGAAGAACAAAGAAUUGGUGCAGCCUUGGCAUUGGAGCAGGAUAAAUUGAACUGGGAAAAGGAAAUGAAACAAGCUGAAAGUGAAUUACAACAGCUUAAUGAGCAACUCCUUGCAACGAAUGAUCUCAAGUCAAAACUAGAUAGAGCUUCUUCAUUACUGGUUAGUCUAAAAGUUGAACUAGCUUUGUACAUGGAGUCAAAACUAAAUCUGGAGGUCAAUAGCGCAGGAGAACUGAAUCCGAUAGUUCAGACAGGAGACAUCAAUGAGACAGAAACAAAUGUUCAAGCUUCAUUAGCGACAACCACAAAGGAACUCGAGGAAGUAAGGUUCAACAUUGAGAACGCUAAUGAUGAAGUCAACUGUUUAAGAGUUGCAGUUUCUUCACUAAAGUCUGAGCUGGAAAGAGAGAAAGCAUCUCUGACCACGGUGAGACAGAGGGAAGGCGUGGCAUCUGCAUCAGUCUCAUCUCUUGAAGCUGAGCUCACUAGGAUAAACACUGAACUAGAACUAAUUUUGAUCAGAGAGAAGGAAGCCAGAGAAAAAUUGGUGGAGCUGCCAAAGGCACUGCAGCAAGCAGCUGAGGAAGCAGACCAAGCUAAAUUAAUAGCUGACUUGGCACGUGAAGAUCUGAGGAAGGCAAAGGAAGAAGCAGAAUAUGCCAAAGCUGGAGCUAGCACACUGGAGACAAGAUUAACUGCUGCUCUUAAGGAGAUCGAGGCAGCUAAAGCAUCAGAGAAAUUGGCUAUCUCAGCAGUCAAAGCAUUGGAAGAAAGUGAACAAGCAAGCAUGGAGUGUGAGGACUCAUCAAAUGGAGUAACUCUACCAAUUGAAGAAUACUACAGACUGAGCAAGAAAGCCAACGAAGCCGAGGAGAUUGCUAACAAAAAGGUAAUUUCUGCCAUCGAGCAAAUGAAAGCAGCCAAAGAAUCUGAGUCAAGGAGUUUAAUACAACUGGAGGAAGCAAAUAAGAGGAUCAAGGAGAAGAAGAAAGCACAAAGAGCUGCAGUAGACAAGGCUAAAAAGGCAAGGGAGGGCAAGCUGGGUGUGGAGCAGGAGUUGCGAACAUGGAGAGCUGAUCAUGAACAGCAGAGAAAAUUGGGUGGCAUCCGUCGAAGCUUCUCUGAUUCUUCGAACCUUGUUGCCCUCGGAGACACUGAAAGCAUUGCCAGUGAAGCAGGUAGUCAAACAAGAAGUCCGAGGGUGCAUAUGGCACGAUCAAACACAACAAAUGCCAUGCCUGGCUCAGAACGGAGGCCACGAUCAUUCUUUCCCCGGAUAGUCACGUUCCUAGCGAGAAAGAAGGUUCAGUCAUUGAAGUAGACAGAAGCACAUACAUCUUGCAAAGCACUUGCAAUUCUGCAUUGUGUUGCAUGUAGGACCUGCUAAAUAUGCUGCAACUAGUUUCAUGACGUCGAUAGAACCCAUGGAAUUCGGUGUCAGGUAUUAUGCUGAUUCAUAUUGUCUGUUCCAAGUAAUCUGUUUACUUGUUAAAUUAGACAUUUUGUGACUAAAUUACAGUCUUGAAGUUGAGAAGU
Musa acuminata subsp. malaccensis (wild Malaysian banana) is the source of this 3326-nucleotide messenger RNA. RefSeq names its product protein WEAK CHLOROPLAST MOVEMENT UNDER BLUE LIGHT 1-like. Gene Ontology annotation, biological process: chloroplast accumulation movement; chloroplast avoidance movement. The record is from RefSeq and is a predicted model, not a curated record. Gene Ontology annotation, cellular component: cytosol. Lineage: Eukaryota; Viridiplantae; Streptophyta; Magnoliopsida; Zingiberales; Musaceae.